AUGGCCUACUCCGAGCCCUCACAGGCGCUCCUCAACUAUCACCCCGACUACGAUGCCAACAUCAACAGCCAAAUCCAACUGCAGUUGUACACCUCCUACGUGUACCUAUCUGUGGCGUUCUUCUGCGAUCGCCACGACAUGGCCUUGCAGCACUUCGCCAGUUUCUCCCUGAGCCGCUCCCAAGAGUGGAAGGUCUGCGCCAAGAAGCUGCUGGAGCUGCAGAACCAGCGCGACGGUGGUGUUCGCCUCCACGAAACCACCAAGCCCGGCCACGACGACUGGCACAGCGGCCUCCAGGCCAUGGAGUGCGCCUUCCACCUGGAGAAGAGCCUCAACCGGGGCCUCCUGGAGCUGCACCACCUGGCCGCCGAGAGGGGCGACCCCCACCUCUGCCAGUUCCUGCAGCGCCACUAUCUGCACCAGCAGGUCCUCAUCAUCCGCGAGCUGGCCGGCUACCUGACCAACCUGCGCAGGAUUCAGGCCCUGGAAGACCCCAUGGCCGAGAUCCUCUUUGACAGGCUCACCCUGGGCCGCAGCUACAAGGACGACUGA
Marmota monax (woodchuck) is the source of this 552-nucleotide messenger RNA. RefSeq names its product ferritin heavy chain-like. Bases 1 to 552 code for a protein of 183 amino acids. The record is from RefSeq and is a predicted model, not a curated record. Gene Ontology annotation, molecular function: ferric iron binding; ferrous iron binding. Gene Ontology annotation, biological process: intracellular iron ion homeostasis; iron ion transport. The transcript has a single exon. Gene Ontology annotation, cellular component: cytoplasm. Lineage: Eukaryota; Metazoa; Chordata; Mammalia; Rodentia; Sciuridae.